Molecule: messenger RNA, 1126 nt
Organism: Candoia aspera
Lineage: Eukaryota; Metazoa; Chordata; Lepidosauria; Squamata; Candoiidae
Product: estradiol 17-beta-dehydrogenase 11-like
Exons: 7
Coding region: 77-964 (295 amino acids)
Molecular function (GO): oxidoreductase activity, acting on the CH-OH group of donors, NAD or NADP as acceptor
Source: RefSeq, a predicted model, not a curated record
AUAGCCUGUGCUUUAUUGCAUAGUCCUCCCCAGGGCCGGUCAAAUCGCAGGGGAUUCUUUGUAGAAGGAAGCAAGGAUGCCUCUAAUAUUUGAUCUCCUCUGGUUUUUGGUCAUUACAAUCUAUUCCUAUAUUGAAGCUUUGGUGAAAUGUUUUAUUCCUGUGAAGAGGAAAUCUGUCACUGGUGAAAUUGUCCUUAUCACUGGAGCUGCACACGGUAUCGGAAGACUCACAGCCUUUGAAUUUGCCAAACAUGGGAGCCGAUUGGUUCUCUGGGACAUAAACAAGCCUGGUGUAGAGGAAACAGCUGAAGAAUGCAGACGGCUGGGAGCCAAAGCAUAUCCUUCUGUGGUAGACUGCAGUUCGAAGGAGGAAAUCUACUGUGCGGCCGAGAAAGUGAGAAAAGAUGUUGGAGAUGUUACUAUCUUAGUGAAUAAUGCCGGUGUGGCAUCAACAGGAGAUCUCCUUUCCAUCCAGGACAAGCAAAUAGAAAAAAUAUUUGAUGUCAACAUUCUAGCUCAUCACUGGACAACAAAAGCGUUCCUGCCAGCUAUGAUGAAAAAUAACCAUGGUCAUAUUGUCACUGUUGCAUCAGCUGGUGGGUUUGUGCCCACCCCUUUUCUGGUGCCUUAUUGCUCAAGCAAGUUUGCUGCUGUAGGGUUUCAUAAAGGCUUCACUAAAGAAUUGUCUGCUUUGGGAAAAGAUGGGAUCAAGACCACCUGCCUUUGUCCAGUUUUUUUAAAUACUGGGCUUUUAAAAAACCCACAGUCAAGGUUAUUGCCUAUUCUGAAACCCGAAGAAGUUGCAAGUAAGCUCAUGGAUGGGAUACUCUGCAAUCAAAAGAUGAUUUUUAUGCCAUCUCACGUUAAAUUGUAUCCUUUGCUGGAAGUAAUCCUCCCUGAGAAUGCUUUGGUAGCUUUGAAUAAAGUAAUGAAGAUCAAAUUUGAUACGGAGAAAAAAGAAUGACUCAAAGUCUCAGAUCUUCAGAAGCUUUCCUAAUUUUAGGUUCUGUGGAAUCACAUUUCUAAUGUCACCGUUUAAUACUCCUAAUAUGUAACCUGCCAAAGGAAUCCCAAGCAUUCUUCUUCACAAAUCUAUAUUAAGAUAUCUUUUAAAGUGCUAGUACAA